This is a messenger RNA of Thyridium curvatum, 786 nucleotides long. RefSeq lists its product as uncharacterized. Gene Ontology annotation, cellular component: cytoplasm. Gene Ontology annotation, molecular function: 1-(5-phosphoribosyl)-5-[(5-phosphoribosylamino)methylideneamino]imidazole-4-carboxamide isomerase activity. The transcript is spliced from 2 exons. NCBI's taxonomy places the organism in Eukaryota, Fungi, Ascomycota, Sordariomycetes, Thyridiales, Thyridiaceae. Bases 1 to 786 code for a protein of 261 amino acids. Gene Ontology annotation, biological process: L-histidine biosynthetic process; L-tryptophan biosynthetic process. The record is from RefSeq and is a predicted model, not a curated record.
AUGACGCGCUUCCGCCCCUGCAUAGACCUGCACGCAGGCCAGGUCAAGCAGAUCGUCGGCGGCACCCUCAGCGACGCCGACGCUGCCGCCCUGCAGACCAACCACGUCUCGGCCCUGCCCGCCGCCCACUUCGCGCGGCUCUACCGCGACAGAGGCCUCGCGGGCGCCCACGUCAUCAUGCUCGGGCCCGGCAACGCCGACGCCGCGCGCUCGGCGCUGGCGGCCUGGCCGGGCGGGCUACAGGUCGGAGGCGGCGUGACCGAGGCCAACGCCGCCGAGUGGAUCGCCGCCGGCGCCGACAAGGUCAUCGUCACGAGCUUCCUCUUUCCCGGCGCCAGGUUCGCCCGGGACCGGCUCGACGCCGUGCUGGCCGCGCUGGGCGGGGACAAGGACAGGCUCGUCGUCGACCUGAGCUGCCGGCGGCAGGACGGCAAGUGGUUCGUGGCCAUGAACAAGUGGCAGACCGUCACGGACAUGGAGGUCAACCAAGAAUCGAUAUCCCUCCUCGAGCCCUACUGCUCCGAGUUCCUCAUCCACGCCGCCGACAACGAAGGCCUGCAGCGCGGCAUCGACGAGGACCUCGUCCGCCGGCUGGCCGAGUGGUGCACCAUCCCCGUGACCUACGCCGGCGGCGGCCGCACCCUCGCCGACCUCGACCUCGUCAAGGAGCUGAGCGGCGGCAAGGUCGACCUGACGAUCGGCAGUGCCCUGGACUGCUUUGGCGGCAGCGGCGUCAAGUUUGACGACUGCGUUCGGUGGAACGAGGAUCAGGAGGACAAGAUAUGA